Populus nigra (black poplar) is the source of this 585-nucleotide messenger RNA. Its product is annotated as probable 3-ketoacyl-CoA synthase 21. Lineage: Eukaryota; Viridiplantae; Streptophyta; Magnoliopsida; Malpighiales; Salicaceae. The record is from RefSeq and is a predicted model, not a curated record. Gene Ontology annotation, biological process: fatty acid biosynthetic process. Gene Ontology annotation, cellular component: membrane. Gene Ontology annotation, molecular function: acyltransferase activity, transferring groups other than amino-acyl groups.
AUGCAGCGAGUUAAGGCCCCUGCGUGUGAGAAAGAGCAUAUUUUCUCCUACCCGUCCCUUAUAGCUAUGAUAAUUUCGAAGGACAUUGUGCAUGUGGCUGCAAAUGUAUUGAAGCUAAACAUUGCCACACUAGGACCUAUGGUCUUGCCAUUUUCAGAACAACUAAGGUAUGCGGUUUCAUUGAUUUUGCAGAAGAUGAGAAUUGCUACCAGGACAAGCCUAUAUACUCCAGAUUUUAAGAGAGCCUUUAAGCAUUUCAUCAUGCAUACAGGAGGAAAAGCUGUCAUUCAAGCAAUCAAAAGAAACCUAGCAUUGUUGAAAGAAGAUGCCGAGCCCUCUAUGAUGACUCUUCACAGAUUAGGAAAUACUUCAUCUUCUUCUAUUUUCGAGCUAGGUUAUAUAGAAGCAAAAGGAAAGAUGAAAAGGGGUGUUUGUGUUUGGCAGAUUGCCUUCGGAAGUGGGUUCAAGUGUAAUAGUGCAGUAUGGAAAUGCAUUUACAAUGAAGGAGCUGAUAUAGCAAAUAUCUGGGAAGAUGAAAUCCAUAGAUAUCCAGUAGAAAUACCAGAUAUCAUGAAAAUCAACUGA